Molecule: messenger RNA, 366 nt
Organism: Lycium barbarum (goji berry)
Lineage: Eukaryota; Viridiplantae; Streptophyta; Magnoliopsida; Solanales; Solanaceae
Product: cysteine proteinase inhibitor 4-like
Exons: 1
Coding region: 1-366 (121 amino acids)
Molecular function (GO): cysteine-type endopeptidase inhibitor activity
Source: RefSeq, a predicted model, not a curated record
AUGGCCAUACAAUUCAACUCUCUCCUCCUCACAAGUCUUUCUUUCCUAGUUAUUGCUUCUACUUACUUUCAUGUUUCCUCGGCAGGGAGUGUCUUGAAACAUAAUUUCCUUGAUGAUGAGCAACCCAUAAACCCAAAUGAUCCUAAUGUUGUGGGAAUUGCAAAAUUUGCUGUAGAUGAGCACAACAAGGAGGCUAAAAGCAACUUUGAACUUGUAAAUGUGUUGGCAGGAGGAACUGAUUCAGUUACUGGUGGUGUUGUUUAUCAGCUGCAUAUCACUGCCACUGAGUCCGACGUUACCACUACUCGUCUUGUGGCUGUUUUGGUGCAUUCAGACAAUUCCAAACAACUUCUUUCUUUUCAGUGA